Molecule: messenger RNA, 2744 nt
Organism: Oncorhynchus nerka (sockeye salmon)
Lineage: Eukaryota; Metazoa; Chordata; Actinopteri; Salmoniformes; Salmonidae
Product: iron-sulfur clusters transporter ABCB7, mitochondrial-like
Exons: 12
Coding region: 1-1857 (618 amino acids)
Biological process (GO): intracellular iron ion homeostasis; transmembrane transport
Cellular component (GO): mitochondrial inner membrane
Molecular function (GO): ABC-type transporter activity; ATP binding; ATP hydrolysis activity
Source: RefSeq, a predicted model, not a curated record
AUGUGGAGAAAGCCUUACCACAGCUCUGGAGGAGGUAAAGGCCACCAUGAGGACAGAGCCUUACCACAGUUCUGGGAGGAGGUAAAGGCCACCGUGAGGAGAGCUCUGGAGAUCCUUACCAUAGCUCUGGAGGAGGUAAAGGCCACCAUGAGGAGAGAGUCUUACCACAGCUCUGGAGGAGACGGUGUGUCCCGUGCCGGUUCGGCCCUUUUCAACGAGCUGCGUAAUGCCGUGUUUGGGAAGGUGGCCCAGAGUUCCAUCCGCCGUAUCGCCAAGAACGUGUUCCUGCACCUCCACAGCCUGGACCUGGGCUUCCACCUGUCCCGCCAGACGGGCGCGUUGUCAAAGGCCAUUGAUAGGGGCACCAGGGGCAUCUCCUUCGUCCUCUCUGCCAUUGUCUUCAACCUGGGACCCACUGUUUUUGAGAUGGGGCUGGUCUCUGCUAUCCUGUAUUAUAAAUGCGGGGUGGAAUUUGCUGCGGUGACUCUGGGUACUCUGGGAGCGUAUACCGCCUUCACCAUUGCUGUCACACAGUGGAGGACUCGGUUCAGGAUAGAGAUGAACAAGGCAGACAACGAGGCAGGAAACGCUGCUAUUGACUCUUUACUCAACUAUGAGACCGUUAAGUAUUUCAACAAUGAGAAGUAUGAAGCAGAGAAGUAUGAUGGUUAUCUGAAGAGCUACGAGUCCUCCUCCCUGAAGACCACCUAUACCCUGGCCAUGCUCAACUUUGGACAGAGUGUCAUCUUUAGUGUGGGCCUCACUGGUAUCAUGGUACUAGCUAGCAAGGGGAUCAUGGCAGGCUCUAUGACAGUAGGAGACCUGGUGAUGGUGAAUGGUCUGCUGUUCCAGCUCUCUCUGCCUCUUAACUUCCUGGGCACCGUGUACAGAGAGACACGCCAGGCCCUGAUCGACAUGAAUACACUCUUCACACUGCUCAGUGUUGACACCAAGAUUAAGGAAAGAGAGCUGGCCCCUCCUCUCUCCGUCACCCCUCAAGAAGCCACCAUCAGGUUUGAGGAUGUCUACUUUGAGUACCUGGAAGGACAGAAGGUUCUAGAGGGCGUCUCCUUCCAGGUGCCGGCUGGGAAGAAGGUGGCCAUCGUAGGAGGGAGCGGAUCAGGGAAGAGCACCAUAAUGCGUAUGCUGUUCCGGUUUUACGAGCCCCAGAAGGGGAACAUCUACAUCGCUGGACAGAACAUCAGGGACGUUGGACUGGACAGCCUGCGACGGGCCGUAGGGGUGGUACCACAGGAUGCAGUGCUCUUCCACAACACCAUCUUCUACAACCUUCAGUACGGGAACAUCAACGCCACGCCAGAGGAGGUGUACCAGGUGGCACGGCUGGCAGGGAUCCACGAUGCCAUCCUCAGGAUGCCCCACGGAUACGACACUCAGGUCGGCGAGAGGGGACUCAAACUGUCAGGUGGGGAGAAGCAGCGUGUGGCCAUAGCCAGGGCCAUACUGAAGAACCCUCCUAUCCUGCUGUAUGACGAAGCUACCUCCUCACUGGACUCUAUCACUGAGGAGAACAUUCUUAGUUCCAUGAAGGGUCUGGUCCAGGACCGGACGUCCGUGUUCAUCGCUCACAGACUGUCCACCAUCGUAGACGCAGACGAGAUCAUUGUACUCAACAAGGGUAAGAUAGCAGAGCGAGGGGACCACCACUCUCUCCUGGCUACUCCAGGCUCUCUGUAUGCUGACCUGUGGAACACUCAGAACAGUAAGAUACUGAACAUUAAGAACAGCCCGGUGCAACUGCAGCCAGAGAGACUCAGCCAGAAGGAGGAGGAGAGGAAGAAACUACAGGAGGAGAUCAUGAACAGUGUCAAGGGCUGUGGGAACUGCUCCUGUUGAGGAGAGGAGAGACAAGGACAUCCCUCAAUUACCGUCCUCCCUUUCUCCUUCCUUCACUCACUGACAGCCUGCCCUCAGUACUUUAGUCUCUCUCAGGGGAGGGGACAUCUACACCUCUCCAUCUCACUCCUGCCACAACAAACCCUGGGCUGACUGCCCCUCCCCUUGCUCCUCUUGAGAAGACGAUUGGUGGCCGAAGAGGAGACUGAGAAGGAAGCCUAUCUGCCAUUGGCUGAUGUCUACAGAGAGGCAGUGUUCAUCUACCAAUCAUCUCAGGACAAACCACGCAUAAGAGAUCUGGUAUAUGAUGACAUCAUGGUGUAUAGGAUUGAGUAAGAACAGGACUGAUGGACUGAGUAAGAACAGGACUGAUGGACUGAGUAAGAACAGGACUGAUGGACUGAGUAAGAACGGGACUGAUGGACUGAGUAAGAACGGGACUGAUGGACUGAGUAAGAACAGGGCUGAUGGACUGAGUAAGAACAGGACUGAUGGACUGAGUAAGAACAGGACUAAUGGACUGAGUAAGAACAGGGCUGAUGGACUGAGUAAGAACAGGGCUGAUGGACUGAGUAAGAACAGGACUGAGUAAGAACAGGACUGAUGGACUGAGUAAGAACAGGACUGAGUAAGAACAGGGCUGAUGGACUGAGUAAGAACAGGACUGAUGGACUGAGUAAGAACAGGACUGAUGGACUGAGUAAGAACAGGACUGAUGGACUGAGUAAGAACAGGACUGAUGGACUGAGUAAGAACAGGGCUGAUGGACUGAGUAAGAACAGGGCUGAUGGACUGAGUAAGAACAGGGCUGAUGGACUGAGUAAGAACAGGACUGAGUAAGAACAGGGCUGAUGGACUGAGUAAGAACAGGACUGAGUAAGAACAGG